GAAUGGAUAGGGCUGGUCGUAUAAGGAUGUCGUUGGUGGUAUACCACCUAUCGUAGUAUUGGAAGUGUUUAAGUCUCAUCAAGAAAAGUGGAUACUUGAUUCAUAUUUUUUAUGAAGAACAGAUUUUGGGGAAAGUGAAGCCUUCUGUGCCAAAGAAAUGGAUGACAUAAGGAAGCAGUUAAAUGCAAUGGUGUCUACCAUUAACAGCAAUCCAAAGGUUGUGGCCUUUCUUAACUCUCCUGUGGGGCAGUACCUUAAUGGUCAGCCAUUCAUUGCUUUGUGUCUACUAGUCUUUAUUGGCAUGUCAGUCUUCCCUCUUGGAGUGUUCCUGUCCUUUUCCAUCAUCACAGCUGCAAUUGCAUGUACUGCGUUUAUUGUAACGGAAGGCUUAUUACUAUCAGUUGGAGGUUUAGUCCUUCUCUGUAUACUGUGUGGAUUGGCUGUCAUUGCCUUUUUGAUGUCUGCUGUAUUGAGUGUCAGUUAUAUUGGUUUUUCUGCUGUGAUGAAUUACUACCAUACAAGGUGCUCCAGAAGCUCCUCUGUGAAUCAAGAUGACAGUGAUAAGUCGUUACAGCACAAUACUGUUUCUUCUGCUGCACCAGACUCCAUCAAUAAGCACAAAGGCGAAUAGAAAGACUGCUACCCUUAGUGAAAAAAAUGUAUAUAUUUACCUUAUCUUCAUUGUUUCUGUCGCAUACUGCCUUGGAGUUUUGUUACUGAUGUUAUUUUUCUUUUAGUAUCAUUUGUAAUAAGUUGAACAUGGUACUGUAUGUUAUGAGGCUGUAUGUCGAAUUGUCUCACUGUGAUGUAUAAUGGGAUAGAGGCCUUAUUUGCAUGUUAUAGACUUUAGUUCUUUUUAUUAUUAUUAUUGUACACCUUGUACUGCAAUCCUCAUGUCACUGGAAUGCCCUCUUCCUGCUCAACACUACAUUGAUUUACUUGUCAGCCACAUGAUCUUUAGAAAGUCGCUUUACUGCUGUACUGGUAUCGUUGUACGUAUAUUUCAGAUGCCAGGAUGAUAAUAUUAUUCAUCUGUCUGUUAUGCCAGAUUGUUGCAGCUAGUAUCCUGCAUCUGCCCCACCUUCAUCCUUUCCAGCUUGUUCUGCACCUGUCUGAUACCCUUUCAACCCUUUUAAAAAGCCUCACUGACUGACUUGCCAGUACAGAUAUUAAGGGAAUGCAUUUCAUUUCUUUCUGUAUAGUAUUGCUUUUUGAAACUUCGGUUUGAAAGACGUGCCUUCUUCUACCCGCUUGUCAUUUUGUUCACUGGUCCCUAGGUGGUGUUGCAAACCCAAAUCAUGUGCCUUCUGUGGUCUUUCUCAUCAAGAAGAGAAUGGCCCCGGCCUGUCCAGUCCUUGUUCGUGUAUAUCCCUUCUUUUCCUUUGAUCACUUUGGUUGUUUUUCUCAAGACCCAAAUACUGUUUUUUUUUCUCCUUAUUAUCACUUCCAGAACUGAGAGCAGUACAGAAUCUGAGGCUUUUGUAGUGAUCUACAGAGUGGGAAAGUUUUAUUCCUAAAGUCUGUGCUUUUUUAGCUGCAGCCCAGCACUCCUCUGGCCACAGCUACUGCAUUUUCACUGUCCUUGCAGAUUCAUUCCAGUUUUGCUGAUCCUUCCAAGUCCUUUGUGUGUGUGUACUUUAACCAUAGCCCCCCUUUUUGAGACUAUACACAACCCUUAGGUUGUUUUCUGUAUACAGCACUUUGCAUUUCUAUGCAGUAGACUUGAAACCUGCAGUAAUUGCUUUAUGACCCUUGUUGGACGGUUCACCUUUUGUCCACUGUAGUCUUUUUCUUGUUAUCAGAAAAGAGAUUAAUCCUGUUUUCUGUAUGCAGAGUUAGAUACAGUAUGACUACAUUGAAGAACAAAGGUCCCAGGACCAAUUCCUGUAGGACCUGACUGCUUUUGACCCUUUUUUCUUGACAGCAGCAGCACUGGACGGCGCAGUGGUGCACAGGUUAUUAUUGUCGCCACACAGCAAGAGGUUCUCCAGUUCGAAUCUUGGCUGGUACACAGUCUGUGUGGAGUCUGCUUGUCCUCCCUGCAUUCAUGUGGGUUUCUUCCAGGUGCUCCUGUUUCCUCUCACAUUACAAAAGACAUGUGUCUAGAGCAUUUCUCUCCGGACCUCCACUGAAAAUUGGCUUGUUCCAAGUCCGACUUUCCUGGUUAACAAGUGUUAAAUAAAUAAAUGCUAAACCUCUGUGGCCUACCAUGUAAUCACCUUUCUUGCCCACCUGAUCACUGCAUUUCCCAUGUGUAUUCAUGCUUUACUUGAGAGUUUGCUACAUGAGCAGACUAAAGCUCUUUACUGUAGCCCAGAUACCUGACAUGAUACAGAUCCCCCUUUUCCAUUUGUCAGUAAACCUGUCAGACAACUUUUAGGUUUGUUUCCCAUGACCUUGUUUGGUUCUGUUCUGAAAGUGGUUCUCCUCCACAUGUUUGUUAACUUUUUCCUCUUGUGUUCUUCGUGACUUUUCAACAUCUGAAGUCAAACUUUACUGGUCUUUAAUUCUUAGAUUCACUUUUUGUACCCCUCCCUCAAUGUGGGUAGAGUUGUGGUUUAUUAUUAAUGAUAUUCCCCACUCAGAGCAGCUUUGAUAGGAUCUGCUAGCACUCAUUUAAGUAACCUGUCCAGUUUAUAGGCAUUGUCCUGCCUUAGUGUUAAGUUUCUUUUCUGCUGUCUAUUUCUGCAUGUGUUCACUCCUACUUUUCCUUUCCCAUACAGGUGUUCUGCCAUCUCUUCUUGCCUUCAUUUUAACAAAAACAAAGAAUUUGUUUAGAAAUUCUGACUGUUCUCUUCCUUGCCCUCCAGCGCUAGUUAACUAAUUUCUGUUCCUAUUCUCCCAGUUCCACCAUAUAGCUGAAGAUGGAUUUACUUCUCCCCUUAAUUAAAUCAAUGAAACAUGUUUCCAUCCAAACCUUGGCUUUUCUGACCUUGCUUCCUACCUUUGUCCUAGCUCACUUCUAUACUUCCUUGAUGUUAUUAAUUUACUUUGAAGUUUGCCUAGAACAUCACUUUAGUACAUUAGUGUUUCCUGAAUUUAUUCAUACUAAGAAGCCAGCAGAGAAUGCCAGGAGCAUAUGUUGGCCUGUCCUAACCAUCAUGCCAAUACCAAAGAAGUGUCUGUCUCUGUCACCCAUAUGCGAGCACAAACACACACACUCUCUCUCUCUCUCUUUCUUUCUCUCUCUCUCUCCAUCACUCUCCCCAAGUAUUGCCAGUGUUAGUCUCUGUUUAAUUUUUGAAUUUUUGCAUCUUUUAGAAGCUCAGCAUUUACACUUUGAAAAUCUGGUGCCUAUAACUUGUGCCUUUAUAUUUCUAAGACUGUUGUGAACCACAGCAUGCUUUGAUUGCUCAUAAUGGGCACACUGUUCAUGUUUCUUUGCUACCUCUAAUUUGGCUGGAUAAAACUAGGUUCAGCAGGAAUCCGUCAUAGUUUUUUCUGGUGCAAUGUAUGCCAUAACCAAAAACUGCUUUUGGAAGCUUUGCUGACAUUUGAUGCUUGGAACUCUAGGAAGAAUUUAAUUGUAUGUUUUAAUUGCGUAUCUUAGAAGCAUAACUUUUUAUACAUUAUUUUCACUGUAUAACAUAUUCUGCUUGUGUAUGUUUUUUGACAUGGUAGUGUCACUAAUGUAGUGCCUUUAGAAAUGUAACAGAUGCUUUAUGCGAGGAAGAUCGUUAACUCAAUACGCAGCUUGUAAGAAGUGAUAGUAUACAGCACUGCUUCUCGCUGUUUAGUUUGAGAUUGCUUAGAAAUUAUAUAAUCCACAAUGUGUCACCAGUGAGCGAAAAAAGCACAGCUUUAUUCCAAAAUUCAGGUGGAAAUGUUCCACAAUAAACAAUCAGAAAAUACAAAGCAGCAAUUGCAUACACUGAAUAAAAAUGUUAAGUUAAGCGCUUUUAUCCCCCACUAGGGACUUCCUCAGAACUAUUCCCAAAAAUUAUUCCCAGCAUUCUUAUAACAUUACACUUAAAGGGAACUUACCCUAUGUAGCACCAAUAUUUUAUAUAUGCAAAAUUAAAAUGUCAACUCACAAUACAUCACAAGAAAUACUAAAAACAUUUUAAAAAUUAUAUAUAUAUAUAUAUGUGUGUGUG
Molecule: messenger RNA, 4097 nt
Organism: Protopterus annectens (West African lungfish)
Lineage: Eukaryota; Metazoa; Chordata; Ceratodontiformes; Protopteridae
Gene: LDAF1
Product: lipid droplet assembly factor 1
Exons: 5
Coding region: 158-631 (157 amino acids)
Source: RefSeq, a predicted model, not a curated record